Molecule: messenger RNA, 8856 nt
Organism: Ahaetulla prasina
Lineage: Eukaryota; Metazoa; Chordata; Lepidosauria; Squamata; Colubridae
Gene: SYT8
Product: synaptotagmin 8
Biological process (GO): regulation of calcium ion-dependent exocytosis; calcium ion-regulated exocytosis of neurotransmitter; synaptic vesicle endocytosis
Cellular component (GO): dense core granule; synaptic vesicle membrane; axon
Molecular function (GO): phosphatidylserine binding; calcium-dependent phospholipid binding; clathrin binding
Source: RefSeq, a predicted model, not a curated record
CUUUCCUAGGCCAUGGCUUCUAGAGCAUCAUCUGGCAUCACUGUUGCUCCCAGACGCUCCAGUAACCUCACCACAAGCGCUGUGCUAACCACUGCCCAACCCAGCUUCAUUGAAGGCCUAAUCAACAAAAUUCCAUUACCCAGAUGGGCUCUCAUAGCAAUUGCUGUAGCAGCAGGCUUAGUCCUGCUACUUUUCCUUAUCUGUAUCAUCAAAUGCUGCUGCUGCAAGAAAAAACGCAAGAAGAAGGAGAAACUCAAAAACAUUAAUGGUGCCUCCACAACAGCCAGCUUGGUCCAGCCUGAUUUGGAAGACAUUGAAUGUGGACUGGAAGAUGAGAAACGAGGACGGCUGCAAUAUUCCCUAGAAUAUGACUUCCGUGGCCAGAAGUUGAAGGUUGGAGUGAAGCAGGCAGCAGAUCUGAAGGCCAUGGACAGUGGGGGUACCUCUGACCCCUACGUAAUUGUCUUCCUGACAUCUGACAUAAGGAAGAAGUAUGAAACAAAGGUUCAUCGUAAGACACUCAAUCCUGUUUUCAACGAGAGCUUCAUUUUUCAGGUCUCCCAAGCAGAGGUGAUUGAAGCUAUAUUGGUCAUGCAAGUGUAUGAUUUCAACCGCUUUUCCAAGCAUGACAUAAUUGGUGAGGUGAGUCUGCCUCUUGUGGAUGUGGACUUACAGCAUGUAAUGGAACAAUGGCUUGAUCUCUCUCCAGCUGGCAAGAUAGAGCAAGAGCACCUUGGAGAAAUCUGCUUCUCACUGCGAUAUGUCCCCAGUACAAGCAAAUUAACGGUAGUUAUCUUGGAAGCCAAAAAGCUCAAGGUUAUGGAUGCAGAUGGAUUAUCAGACCCAUAUGUCAAAGUGCAGCUUAUUCUGAACAAAAAGAAAUGGAAGAAAAAAAAGACAACUGUGAAGAAAAACACAUUAAGCCCCUAUUUCAAUGAAGCUUUUGUUUUUGAAGUGCCUUUCAACUUGAUCCAGAAUGUAGACCUGGUGAUCUCAGUCUGGGAUCAUGACAAAAUGACCAAGGAUGACCAGAUUGGAAAGUUGUUUCUCAGCUGCCGAGCUACAGGGAACCAGUUGCGCCACUGGUCAGAUAUGCUGGCUAAUCCUCGCAGGCCUAUGGCACAGUGGCAUAGUCUGCAACCUGUAGAAGUCAUUGACAAAACUCUGGGACUGAAGACACGCUUCAAACUGCCACUACCCACCAGCUAACCCACCCACCCCAAAGAGUUUUCUCUAUGCCUCUCCAUGCCAGAAGGAAACCCACAGCUAUUAUUUAUUAAGGAAGACCUGAUACCACAAAUCACCACAUCUGGUUCAGUUAAAGAUAUAGCUGUAUUAUUAUUCUAGACAAGGGGAGGCAAGGCAAGGCAUUAUGCCACUGUAUCCCACAUUUAGGUAACCAGCAGUUAUCUCAAGGCACCCUGCCAUCAGGAUCAUUCUUCUGAAGAGAAUUUGAACCGCUGCACAGGUCUCUUUAUUGGUGUUCUCUGGGACUGGAGAAGAUAAGGAAGCAAGAGAAUGACAAGUUGGCCGAAGUGGGAGAUGAAAAAUCAGUGCACCAACCUCCGUACUUCCCUUUUAAUGUCUUAACAUUAAGAUUAAGAAAUGGCGACAUUUCACAAGGAGGCAGGGGUGAAAUGCUACCAGUUUGCACCGGUUCGGGUGAAUCGGUAGCAGUGGUGGUUCAUGGUUCGGCGAACUAGUAGCGGUGGCAGCGCGAGGCUCCAUCCACCUGCCCAGACAUCGUUACUUCCUGGUUUUAACGAGGAAGUAACCUGUUUUGACCCUCUGAGCAUGCACAGAGUGCUUUGCGCAUGCACAGAGGGUCCAAAAUUGCACGUGAUGUGCGCACGGGCAGAGCGUGCACUUCUGAACCAGUAGAGAAGGUCCACGCAGGGGGAAGAUUUCACCGCUGCAUGGAGGCUGAAAAAACCCACUGCCUGUUGGGGUGGGAAGGAAUGGCAAAGCCCUACUGCACUUUAGGAAGAAGUGGAGAUCAGGAAAACUGUCUGCCCCAUAGUGUCAGAGCAAAAUAGCAGAAAUGGAAGUUAAUCAACUCAUCAGCUGAUGAUUUCCCUGGGUCUAAAGGUAUUUAGAAGACAGAGAUGUGGGGCCAAUCUUAGACACAACCUUGUGAAUCCAACAAAAAUUGAUACAUUCAACAAUGGUAUCUACUGUACUAUCAUGGAUCAAAUCUAUUGCUUUACUUUGAUGGGAAAAAAAACUUGUAGCCCUUCAAAAUCAAACUGUUAACGUAUCAAUAUAGGGACUUGUGUAGGUCAGGUUUUUUCCUCUAGAUUUAAGAGGAAAACAAAACUCGAAAAUAACCGUGGUUAGAGUUGUGCCCCCUGUUCUUAUUAAAUAUUUUAAAAAUAAUUUACUUUGCCAUUCAAGAUAUGUGUGCAGCCAUUAUAAAUUUCUUUUGGCAUUCACAGCAGCUUUUUUUUAAAGAAAGCUUUAAAAAAAGAUGAAACAAGUGCAAAUAAUGAUUGUAUAUAUGAAAUGAAUAAUUUAAAUGGUGGAUUCUUUGUUCUCAAGGAUCAAAAGAAAGGCUACCAUUCUAGCUCUUUAGGGAUGCACCAAUGUCCCCUUGCCUGAUGGGAUGCUUCAAGAUGGACUAUUAAUUGGAUACAGUGGUGGAUUUCAAAAAGUUUUACUACCGGUUCUGUAGGUGUGGCUUGGUGGGCGUGACAUGGCUUGGUGGGCGGGCUUGGUGGGCAUGGCAGGGGAAGGUUACUGUAAAAUCCCCAUUUCCUCCCAAUCAGCUGGGACUUGGGAGGCAGAGAAAAAAUGGGGGCGGAGUCAGUUAGAAUUUUUACUACCUCUGAGCUACUCAAAAUUUCCGCUGCCAGUUCUCCAGAACUGGUCAGAACCUGCUCAAACCUACCUCUGAUUGGAUGGCACAAAUAUUAAUUUCACAUUAUGCUUGCACCUGAUAUAAAGCCUUACUCCCAUUGUGCAUUUACAUGACAUAUAUGUUUUCUUCUUCUUGGAAGAAAUAAUAAUUUAAGAGUAAUAAUUAAAAAUGAUAGCAAAUUAGUAAAACAAACUAACUGAUCCUUUUUAAGAAUAGCUGUACAUUAUUCUAUCAUACCCCUUAUCUUAUACUUUAUCUCAAGGAUCGUUCCUGGGUUGUUGUUUCCCUGUUGAUAUUUGCAACGGCCUCUUUGUAGCUAUUGGUGCAAUACAAUUGCAAAGAAAUACUUUUUCUGUGUUUCAAGAUCCGGUUGAUGCAGUGAGCUUCUGUCACAGGCUCCAGCUCCUGCCAACUCAGCAGUUCGAAGAUGGGAGACUGCAAGUAGAUAAACAGGUACCACUUUGAUGGGCAAUUUAUUUGGGACAUGAAAGCCCCCCACCCCCGCAAUUCGGCAUCCCCUGGACAAUGGCCAUGUUACCUUUCAACCCUUUCAACCCAGAAGUGCUUUGGUACUCCUGACACAAAGUAGUACUAGUAGUAUCAUAUAGGCAUGAGAUAUGGGACAUGAUACACCAGAUGGGGCAUCACAUGACAAACACUAUAUUGGACAGCAAAAUCAGCCACUAGCUGUUUCUGUGGAAGAGCUGAUCCUUUAUCUACUCUUUAUUAGCUGAGGUUAUCUUUAUCUAUCCUUUAUUAGCUGAGCUUGCUUGGUUUAACCAGGCAGUCUAGGAACAGCAACAGGAAGCAAAGCAAAAACAAAAACAGAACAAAACAGCUAAACAUUGUGCUUUUAAAACAAGGUGACAUUUGGACUAUUGCAAGCAACUCAUGCUUAGAAUUCUAAGGAAAAGCAUUUGCAUCGCUAUAAUAUGCAGACAUCUUCCGCUUCAUUAGACAAUCAAACUUCUUUGGAAAGCUAGUCUGCAAACAGACAGAGGGGCAUUCAAGAAUACAAGGAUUUCUGAUGAAGAGGUUUCUUGUAGAAAAAUUAAUGAAGCCGUUACAAAACAAUUCCAGAGACUGCAGGUUAUCCAAGGUAAGUCCUAUUGAUAAAGAAAGCCAAUUUCACGUUCUUGUGCCUCUUUCUACCUUCUGAAUGUAAAGAGCUAGAAGCCAUUUCUUUGAGGGCAGAAUAUGAUUUCCACAAGCACAUCAAAGACAGACAUUCCUUCAUGAGGUCUGGCUCCUGUUCCCAUGGGUGCCAUUUGAGACCAAAUGAGGACUUGUUGCAAAAUAUCAAAGAGUCUUGACUUUUGUGGCAGGUCCUCAAAUUGAACUCCACAAUAUAUACCAGUAUAUCUACAUGCAAAAGGUAAAAAUAUAUAGAUAUACAUACAUACCAGUGGUGGGUUUCAAAUUUUUUUACUACCGGUUCUGUGGGUGUGGCUUGGUGGGCGUGGUCUGGCUUGGCUUGGCUUGGCUUGGCUUGGCUUGGCGGGCAUGGCAGGGGAAGGAUACUGUAAAAUUUCCAUUCCCAACCCACUCCAGGGGAAGACUACUGCAAAAUCCCCAUUUCCUCCUGAUCAGCUGGGACUUGGGAGGCAGAGAAUAGAUGGGGGUGGGGCCAGUCAGAAUUUUUACUAACGUUUCUCCAAUCUACUCAAAAUUUCCGCUACCGGUUCUCCAGAACUGAUCAGAACCUGGUGAAACCCACCCCUGAUACAUACACAUAUACAAUUCAUAUACCAUGUUUCCCUGAAAAUAAGACCCUGUCUUAUAUUUUUUUGAACCCCGAAAUAAGAGCUUGGCCUUAUUUUCAGGAAGGUCUUAUUAUUUUGGGACACAAGGAGCAAGAUGGGGCUCCUCUUGUCAUCUUACCUGAUUUCCAGCUCUGCGUUUAAAUAUUUUUGGGGAGGGCUUAUUUUCAGGGGGAGGCUUAUUUUACCGCAUGCACUCAAAAGCCCGAUUGGGCUUAUUAUCAGGGGAUAUCUUAUUUUCAGGGAAACAGGGUACAUAUACAUAUAUGAAACAUACAAGAAAGUAAAGAUAUAUACCCUUAUCAAGCAAGAAGCCAGCAAAAUGUUCAAAUGUUCAAAAUUUAGCACCACCUACUGAAAACAAUGGGAAUGUGUCUGAACCUCAAGGCAUUUUUCUUAUUGAGACUGAUGUCACCAUCAAAUGUGCUACCAUACAGAUAUUUUAAUAAUUUCCACUAUUCAUAUAACUUAAAUAUGGAUAUUCUAGCCACUCAAUCCACCAGUCAAGUAAAACAAGUAGGAUAUCAAAGGAGUCAUUGGUGUUAAACUACAGUGAAAACAGCCUUGUUUUUAAAUUACUUUAAUCAUUCUGCACAACAGAAUUUGGAAGCUGAUCUGUUUUGUUCAAUGAUUUCAGUUGAUGUAAGUGCUAUAGCCUUGAAUAAGAAGUGUGAUGUAGAAGCAGGAAGAAAUCUGAAUAUGAGGGUGGGAAAUGAAAUGAAGAAAUGAAGUCCAGAAUUCAGAAUGUAGACUCAUAAUUCAGAAUGUAGACUCAUAAUUCAGUUGCAUUAAAACUCAUUGGAUGAAGCCUUAAGAUGAAAAGCAAAUGAGCCACAUGCAAAGCAGGUAAUCUGUGUGACACCUAGAAGCAAAGAUGGAGGUGCAUGCCCUUUUUGGGAGUCCUUCUCCAGUGACUAUUGUAAUGGCAUGCGGAAAUAACAUUGAGAUUCAGGGGAUAGAGCUAGAGCCAGGUCAACAGUUCAGUAAGUGGCAGCUUAGCCUGCAAAGGAAUGUGGGCAUGGCAAACAUUUCAGAAGGGACCCUCCAUAGAAUCUUGGACUGUAAAGGUGUGGGAGGGAGAGAUGUAUUUUCAGACUUGCAAGCAGGGAUGGGCGGCUGGGGGAUCACAAGGGUUCGGAAGAACUUCUAGCUAAGAUUCUGUGCAGUUUGGAGAACCCCCAAAUCCCACUCCUGGCUCACCCCGCACACCCCACCCCUUCCCUCCCAGAAGUCCCCACACAGCCCGUUUUGAAUGCAGUUAAGUGCAGGGAGCACGCAGAGGCUCAGGAAGGAUGAAAAAUGGGCCUACGGGAAGUUUGGGAAGCCAGAAACGGGCCCGUUUCCGGCCUCCAGAUGGCCUCCAGAGGCUGAGGAGGCCAUUUUCACCCUCCCAGAGACUCGAGGAAAGCCUCCGGAGCCUAGGGAGGGAAAAAAACACCCACACACCAGUGCAGGAGGCAGACUAGGCCACAACCACCCAGCAACCAGGCAGAGAACCCCUUGCUAAAAUUUUUGAAGCCCACCCCUGCUUGUAAGUUUCAGUGAGUGUAACCUUACAAUAAAGUUAGAGCUAUGGUGGUACUUCUGGGUGUGCAUCUUGUUUGAACAAUCCUGCAAGGAUGACAACCGUCACCUUUAUGGGUCAUUCACUGUUUCCUGAGUACAGAAACAGAUGAAUUUGUCCUUAUCUCAAUCUCAGGGCACCCCACGUCUUUACUAUAUGUUUGAGUUUCUAUUCAGAACUGUUGUUUCCCAAUCUGAGCUAUCAUAAACUCUUUCCAGUACUUUGUUCUAUUUAAUAGCACCCCCAGCUCCCACUGGCUGCAAUGCCUGGCAUGUCUGUUCUCCUGCAGUGGUUGGCCACUGUUCUGGGUAGCCAUUUCACCCUGAAUUAUCAGACUUACGUUCUAUGAUGCUUAGCAGGAGAUCCAAUUCUAGCCUGUUAAGUCGAUGGAUUAUCCUUAAACCUAAAAACUCAACUCCAUUCAACCCUUACAUUUCUCAGCGGGCCGCUUUUCAAUUUCUACCCAGGAUGGGUAAAACAAAUCUUUGUUUUUCCAACCCCCAUCUUGCAAAACUUCCUUUCCUUAAUUUUUUUUAAUAGUAGCUAUAGGUUGCAAAAUAAGUACACUGUCACUUUGUUUCUACAAAGGAAGAGAGGAACAUAAAAACAAUCGUUCCUUUUGCAUUGAUUAUUGUAGGAUUGGAGCUUUGAUGGCAUUGUUGGGGAAGGGAGGAAAAGAAGGGUCAAAGGAGAUAAUUGGGAAGGGGCUACAAGCAUCCACAUGUGAAACAUCUGGUAAAGUAAAGAAAAAGAUUGGGGACUAAUGAGAAGGAAAACCCAAGCAAGGAUUAAGACUUGUGAUGGCCAGAUUUAGUACCCACCCAAUUCUGUUGCCAACCCAUUGCAAUUUGGACUAGAAUUUUCAGUCACUUUUAGAAGCAGUAGCAACAUGGGAGACAAGCAGCUUUAACUGCAAUGCAGAAUUGUCCUAUGUUCACAUACUUACUGAACCAUAAAUUAUCCAGCUAAAUUUAAGCAGUGAAUUGUGCAAAGCUGCCCACCUUUUUAUGGUUGAGUAUAUUGUGAAAAUCUUGGGGAAAAUUGAGUAACUUGGGGUUAGGUUCAUGAGUUAGCAUGUUGAAUUCUACAGCAACAGUCUGUCUAUUCCCAAAUCAGUUUUCAGGGGUGGCAGCUCAAGCUAAAUUCUGUACCAGCUGGCUCCUUGUAAGAUGGAUCUUGUUUGCAAGAUAAUUUACUUUUAAAUUAACAAGUGACUUUUAUAGGUGGUGGUAGGGAUGCACCCUUUUGAGGAGAGCAAUUUGGCAGACCCGUGGGACCCACUGGAAGGAGCUAGCAUUUUUUUCAUUUUGCUUCAUGUGUAAAAUGUGGCUUUCCAAGCGUAUGAAACCUAUUUAAAAAUGGAAAAUAUAGUUUUUGCAGGUUUUUUCUAUUUCUUGCCUCAAAAUGGCAGGAUGCUACAAAGUCAAGGAUAGCCAGAUACAAAAGAAUGAAUUUUAAAACCCUACAAAUUACCUAAAACGUACACGAAACAAGAGUUUUCUUAUGGUUCCCAAAACUUGGAAGCAGUAAUAAUUCCCAAAUCAUCUGAAGAUUUUAUUGUUUCAUCAGACAUUCUUCUCUUUGUUUAAACUUUGUGAGCAUUGUGUUAUGAUUAGAGUUUGCUUAAUUGUCUUUUCUUGUAAAUCCAGGUCAGCAGCACCUAAUGCUCUGUUUAGAGGAUAUAGAUCUCAUAGGUAAUAAGUGAAAAUACCAGGAGGUCUAAACAUUAUUUCAAUUAAAAUCUGAAAGCCCAUCUAAACCUGUGUUGGGUUUGGAUUCAGGCAUAGAAGCAAAACCCAGCAAAUGGUUGCACCCAGAAGCAGAACUCAGAAUCUUGACCUUUAUAGGAAUAAAGGCACAGCAAAUCAAAGGGUCCCCCAAGCAGAGAAGCUUAAAUGUAUUGAUCUCGAUGGGGAGAUGAAUCUGUCUGUACGUGUCAACAAAAAAUAUCUGAUGUAAAUGCAUAGACUAUAGGAGGGAAGUCUGCAGGCUGUUUGCGUCACAAAGCUAUUUGUAUUCAUAAGCUGUUUAUUUAAUCUUUUCAUGUAUUAAUUAUGUGAUUCCCAGGGCAGUGUAUUAUAAACAGACUGCAGCUUUCAAGAAAUCAGUCAUCACCACCCAAAACACAGAAGCACAGACAAACUAAUAACACAGUAGCAUUUUGCACACAUUAGGGCCAUGGAGUUUAGUGCUGUGGUUGCUGUUAUGAUUUAAACCCAGGGGUGGAAUCCAGCAGGUUCUGUCAGAUUCUGGAGAACUGAUAGCAGAAAUUUGGAAUGGUUCAGAGAAUCAGUAGUGGAAAUUUUGAGUAAUUCGGAGAUCCGGCAAAUACCACCUCUGGCUGGCCCCAGAAUGGGGUGGGAAUGGAGAUUUUGCAAUAUCCUUCCCCCAGGAGUGGGGAGGGAAUGGGGAUUUUGCAGUAUCCUUCCCCUGGAGUGGGGUGGGAAUGGAGAUUUUGUAUCCUUCUCCUGCCAUGCCCACAAAGCCAUGCCCACCAAGCCACACCAUGCCCACCAAGCCACGGCCACAGAACCAGUAGUAAAAAAAUGGAUUUCACCACUGUUUAAACCCACUGUGUCCCUAACCCCUGGUCCGUGGACUGACAAUGAUCCACGGCAUGUCAGAAACCAGGCCACGCAAAAAAGCAAAGCCCCAUCCGUGGGAUGCAGGCAGCA